Messenger RNA from Mycena indigotica, 2136 nucleotides. Its product is annotated as TPK-B1-binding domain-containing protein. The record is from RefSeq and is a predicted model, not a curated record. Bases 19 to 2136 code for a protein of 705 amino acids. NCBI's taxonomy places the organism in Eukaryota, Fungi, Basidiomycota, Agaricomycetes, Agaricales, Mycenaceae. The transcript has 11 exons. Gene Ontology annotation, biological process: thiamine metabolic process; thiamine diphosphate biosynthetic process. Gene Ontology annotation, molecular function: thiamine diphosphokinase activity; ATP binding; thiamine binding.
AUUUCCUCUCUCUUCACCAUGUACAAUAAUGACCUUUCCAACCCAACGACAUCCUCAUAUUCCUGGCACCAGUCUCACGAUCAAGCCACCGUUCUACUCUUAAUCCCACACUCGACGACCGAGGCGGAUAUUCAUGUUGAAAUCGAGAGCACUGGACAGUUCAUCAUAGCUGGGCUUCACGGGCAGCCGCCUAUUCUUAAGGGUCGUCUAUAUGCCCCGGUGGAUGGCAAUGCAUCGCUGUGGCAGCUUGAACCACUGACGCGUUCACGCUUAUCCGCCCGUGAGCGAACCAAUUCAACUACAUCAACUGCCUCCUCCAAUUCUGGGUCUUCAUACGCUUUCGUUUCGGAUAACGAACUGUCUAGCAGCUUUGUUGCUUCACUGGAGACCUCUGAUGUCGAGGAUGGAUCAACGGGCGAAACUAGCCCCCGUAGAAUCCAAUCCCACCCGGUCUCGCGGUCCGUUUCUCCAGGGCGUGCUCUACAAAGUCUCACAACUUCAUCUUUCUCGUCGCUGGAAUCGUUGCAUUCACGACACUCGCGUUCUGGCCGAUUACUGACAAUUCACAUCGAAAAGAAGAAUUCAAGCAUCUGGCCGUCACUCAUUGUGGGGCCGGCCCCAGACUCGCUGUCUCCCUCGAUCUCCAACACUGUUGUGUUUGACGCGAGCGAAGAGCUGGAACAUCAAUAUAAUAUGGAUCCGACAAGCCUGACGCUGAUAGCGCAGGAGCUAUUAGACAUCCAAAAGAACAAGGAGGAGGCUUUUGAGUACUUUCUGCGUGCAUGGCACCAGUCCCACUCACCGACGGCUACCAUAAAAUUGGUCACCCAUUACGUUCCGUUGAAGACAACAGUUAGUUUGCCUGAAAGCGAGAAGCCUGCGUCAAGAGGGACUAUAUUGUACUACGCCCAAUGUUUGGGCAGCGACAGCGGACUUGCACAGCUUUACCUUGAAGCUGGUCUCCUUCAUCUGGAAGGAUUGGCUGCAAGCCUGCUCACGUCUUCUGCUUCGAGCCUCGCCUCUCUUCGAGUGCCUAUCCCCGUCCAGUCUGCUGACAUAAGCGGGACGGAAGCCUGGAAGAGAGAUCGCGAAGCUGCAGCAACCUAUUUCGAAAGAGCUCGUCUCCUGCAACCGAGCCUCGAUAUUCCCGUUUUGCCGCCGGCAAACUCACGUGAUCCCUCUGAGCACCUGGAGAUGCCCUCAAUUGACAUACAGGCUGCUUUCUACGCAGAUCCCAUGCACAAACGCAAACCCAAAGAGUCGGAGUCAAGUCUAUUCGGCAAUCGCGACUCCAAGUUGUCGGAUGAGUACGACAAUACGUGGUAUCUUUAUGUUCCGGGGUUGGUUGGAGCUGGGACUGCGUUACUUGUUGUGGGAGUUAUUACAUUUUCCUUGAUGACCACAUGGACUGUCGACUUCCUGCUUCCUCAGACGACCACCAUAACAACAACACGCGCUCUUAUCGUUCUGAACCAGCCGUUCUCUAAAGCCCUCUUUCUAAGAGUGUGGAACUCGUCGCAAUGGCGGUGUUGUGCAGAUGGUGGCGCUAAUCGCCUCUUCGAUAUUCUCGGUGAAGAACGCGUAUUCUAUCUGCCCCAGCUUAUCAAAGGCGAUUUGGACUCUCUGCGGCCUGAUGUAAGGAAAUUCUACGCGUCCAAGGGAGUUCCAAUCGUUGGAGACCCCGACCAGGACUCGACAGACCUCAUGAAAUGCAUAUCUGUCAUCGACGAGAAGGAAGCUUCGGAAAAUAAGAAAUACGACAUUGUCCUCCUCGGUGGGCUUUCAGGACGAUUGGACCAAACGAUACACACCCUCUCGUAUUUGUUCAAGCUGCGGAAGACGAGAGAACGUGUGUUUGCAGUCACGGACGAGAACGUUGGCUGGGUGCUAGAUGCUGGGGAGCAUACGCUUUCCGUAGACCAUUCUAUCCUCGGGCCUACAUGCGGGUUGUUGCCUGUUGGCGUUGAUUCAACCAUAUUAUCCACGAGUGGGCUUAGAUGGAAUCUUUCACAGCAGGAAUCGUCGUUUGGUGGUCUUGUCUCUACGUCAAACCAUCUCGUGCCCAGCGAGGAGAGAGUGUGGAUUAGAACAUCGCGUCCUAUUUGGUGGACAGCAGAACUUCGUUUGCUUACGUAG